UACAUCAUUUUAAAGCAUUAAAUUAUGUGAAAAGUAUUAUUUGUUGCCUAUAAUUUCAUAAAAUCAUCAAGUAUCAGUGGAAAGAAGUGAAAUAAGAAAGAAAUCAUUAAAAGAAUAUUUUGAUCAUUUGAUCUUUUGUGAAAUGUUUUGAGACAUUGUAAAUAACAAGAAAGUGAAUUCAUAAGGUGCAAUAACGCAAAGUGGAUAGUUUGCAGAUGCACUAAUAAAUCAUGAUAGUGUAAUUAAAUCUAUGAAGCCGGAUCAACCGGCACACCAAUCAAAGCAUUUGCAAUUAAUUUUUUUUGUUGAGCAAUGAGAAGUUUAGAGAACAUCGCAUUAAUAAUAUUUUUAAUAAAUUUAUUCAACUUUCAAGCAAAUGCUGGCCAACCGAUAACACUUCGCAAUGCACCAUCAACAUCAUCAACCCUUCUCAUUUUCACAACAUAUCACGACAUACGAUUAGCAAGUAUAUCGCGCAAUAAUGUCACUAGUCGUGUAUUGACGAAAGAUCUUAAUGAAGGCGCUGGCUUGGAUUAUUUCUACGAAAAGCAAUUAAUAUGUUGGACAGAUCAAGGUAUUGAAACAAUUCAAUGUAGUCGUAUGAAUGAAUCGUUUUAUAAAGAACCGCCAGCAUCAUCAUCGAUUGGCAUUGAAGAGUUUAAUGAUAACAUUGAUAAGUUGAGUAUAAUAAGAAAAGGAAUUGCAAAGCCGGAAGGGCUGGCAAUUGACUGGUACACGGAUAAGAUUUAUUGGGCUGACAGUGAAUUGAAUCGAAUUGAAGUCGCCACACUCAAUGGAAAACAUCAGAAACUUUUAUUUUGGACUGAUCUCGAUCAACCACGAGCCAUCGCGCUUGUUCCAUCUGAAAAGUUGAUAAUUUGGACAGAUUGGGGCGAAAGUCCGAAGAUUGAAAGAGCGUCAAUGGAUGGCGAUAAGUUUAGUCGAAUGAUUCUCGUAAAUGAUCGAAUCUUUUGGCCCAACGGUCUCACUGUUGAUAUCGAGAAUAAAUUAAUUUAUUGGGUUGAUGGAAAUCUUCACUUUCUCGAUGUGAUGAACCUCGAUGGAAGCAGUCGAAGCACGAUUUUGAGAGACUUGCAUUAUCCUUAUAGCAUCACUUACAUCAAUAAGAAGCUUUUUUGGAGUGAUUGGAAUGACGGCUCAAUCAAUUCUUAUGAUCUUGAAACCAGAGAACUUAAACAGAUCAUUGACGCGCCCGACGUUCCGAUAACUGUUCGUGCUUGGGAUAAAUCAUUACAGCAAGUCAACACUUUCAAUCCUUGUCGAUAUAACAAUGGAAAUUGUUCACAUUUAUGUUUAUUAUCGACCAACGCUCGUGGAUUUUCUUGCGCAUGUCCAACAGGCGUGAAACUUCUGACAGAUACGAAAUGUGCUGACGGACCGCAAAAUGUAAUUUUUCUUGUACAAAGAACACAAAUCAGUCGAAUAAGUUUAGAUUCUCCCGACUUUACCAGUUUUGAAUUGUCAUUGGGACGCGUUCGAUCAGCAAUUUCAGUUGAUUAUGAUCCAGUUGAAGAUUUUAUUUAUUGGUCAGAUGAAGAACUUCAUGCGAUUAAAAGAUCGCGACAAGAUGGAACGUCAAUUAUGGAAGUUGUAAAUACAGAAAUUAAGCAACCAGACGGAAUUGCUGUCGAUUGGAUAGCAAGGAACCUUUAUUGGGCUGAUUCCGGUUCAGAUAGAAUUGAAGUUUGUCGUUUAAACGGUGCUUAUCGUCGUGUUCUUAUCCACGACAGUCUCGAAGAACCACGAGAUGUUGCGGUUGCUCCAACACUCGGUUGGAUGUUUUGGUCAGAUUGGGGAAGGAAACCAAAGAUCGAGAGAGCUUCUCUAGAUGGAACGGAACGAGUCGUUCUCAUAUCUGAUGAUCUUGGCUGGCCAAAUGGCAUUUCACUUGACAUUGAGAUGAAGAAGAUUUAUUGGUGUGAUGCAAAGAUGGAUAAAAUUGAAGUCACCAAUAUGGAUGGAUCUGAUCGUCGAGUGAUUUUAAAUGAGAAUCUUCCGCAUGUCUUUGGCUUGAGUUUAUUCGAUAAUUACAUUUAUUGGACCGACUGGCAACGAAGAACCGUUGAGAGAGCUCAUAAGAUCACUGGCAAUGAUAGGAUUGUCGUCGUUGAUCAAUUCCCGGAUUUAAUGGGCUUGAAAGUUACGAAACUUCACGACAUCAAAGGUACCAACCCAUGUCUCAAUAAAAACGGCGGUUGUGCACAUCUUUGUCUUAAUCGUCCCAACGACUACGUUUGUCGAUGUUCGAUCGAUUAUGAGUUGGCAAAAGAUCGAAAAAGUUGCAACAUUCCAUCAGCAUUUUUGAUCUUUUCAAAAGGUGAAAACAUCGGACGAUUAAGUAUUGAAUAUAACGAUGAGAAACAUCCAGAUUUCUUCAUACCAUUUAAAGAUCUUCGCGAUGCUUAUCAUCUUGAUGUAGAUGUGAGUGAACGGAGAAUUUAUUGGACAGAUCAGAAGCUUAAGUGCAUCUCACGAGCUUAUAUUAACGGCUCGGAUGUUCAACGAAUCAUCGACUCGGGAAUCAUUUCACCUGACGGCAUUGCAGUUGAUUGGAUCGCUCACAAUAUUUAUUGGACUGACGGUGAUGCUAAGCGAAUCGAAGUGGCGAGACUUGAUGGAUCAAGUAGAAGAAUUUUGAUUUGGAAAGGCAUUGAAGAACCGAAGAAUAUAAUUGUUGAGCCAAAGAAAGGUUUCAUUUAUUGGACUGAAACUCCUUCAGAUUCAAUUCGACGCGCUGCUUUAGAUGGCUCAGAUAUUCAGACAAUUGUUUCGACUGCAAAUUAUCCAAUGAGUCUGACAAUGGAUCUUGAACAGAGACGAAUCUAUUGGGCGACCAGAAACAAUGGCAUUGAAUCAGCUGAUUGGGAUGGAAAAAGAAGAGUGAAGUUGAAGCUCAUCGGGUCAGAUGCUGAAGUUUCUUUCAAACCGAGAUCGCUGACGCUUUAUUUGGACAACAUUUAUUGGAGUGAUGGAAGCAGCGGUGACAUUGAACGUGCUAAUAAAGUCACAGGUGGUGAAAGAACUUCAAUUUAUCGAAAUCUUCGCGAUGUUUCGAGUCUUCUUAUCUAUCAUAACAAUCGACAAUCUGGUUCCAAUCUUUGUCGUAUUAACAACGGUGGCUGUUCACAUUUAUGCUUUGCAUUACCAGGACAACGGAGAGUGACAUGUGCUUGUCCAACACACUACACUUUAGCAAAUGAUGGAGUCAAUUGUAAUCCACCAAGAAAUUAUCUUGUAUUUUCGCAAAGAAAUACUUUUGGACGAUUAUUACCCAACUCGACUGAUUCACCAGAUGCUCCACUUCCAGUUUCCGCUAAAAAUAUUAAAGCUGUUGAAUAUGAUCCAAUUCAACAUUAUUUAUAUUGGAUUGACGGACGAUCAACAGUAAGAAGAUCGUUAGACAAUGGAACAAAAACAACACUAAUCAUUGGAGGUUCUGGUUCACAUUCACAGCCAUUCGACUUAGCAAUUGAUAUUGUUGGUCGUUUACUUUUUUGGACAUGUUCACAUGCAAAUACAAUUAACAUAACGAGUCUUGAUCAUUACGAUCCAGUUGGAAUUGUCGAUACAGGAAAUUCAAAGAAACCUAGAAGCAUUGCUGUUCAUCCAAUAAGGCGAUUGCUUUUCUGGACUGAUGUUGGUAAUCAACAAGCAGUGAUAAGAGCGAAGAUGGACGGAAGUAACAGCAUGGUUCUUGUUGAUCAAUUAGAAGGUGUGACAAGCCUUUCUCUUGAUCCAAUUUCAAAUCUCGUAUUCUUUUCUCAUGGAAGAAAAAUUGAAUUUAUGGAUCUUAAUGGAAAAAAUCGAAAAACUUUAUCAAAUAGCAACAUUAAUCAAGUUCAUUCGAUUGCUGCUUUUCCAAAUGUUGUCUACUGGUUAGAUGAGAAAUUUGGACUUGAGAAGGCAACAAUAAGCGGUGAAAGUAUUCGAUUGGAAAAGAAAUAUUCUCACAUUACUGAUAUCGUCGCUGUGUGGUAUCCUGAAGCUAAAAUCAUAAAGAAUCAUCUGUGUAUGUCAUCAAAGAACAAAUGCUCACAUAUUUGUAUUGCUUCAAUGAAUAACAGCAAAGCAGACGAGAUGUGUUCAUGUCCGCAAGGCUUGAUGUUGCGGGAAGAUCGAAGAAAUUGUGGAGCGCCACCAGCUUGUGGACCAGAUCACUUCACAUGCACAUCACCUUUCAACAGCAAUGGAUUAUCAGUCGAUCACAAUCGUGAUUGCAUUCCUUCGGCUUGGAGAUGUGAUGGACAAAAUGAUUGUCCAGACAAAAGUGACGAACUUGACUGUUCAACUUGUAGCGUUGAUCAAUUUCGUUGCAACAACGGUGAUUGCAUUGAAAAGAAUUUCGUGUGUGAUGGAACUACAAACUGUCCCGAUGGUCUCGACGAAGUUCAAUGCUGUCGACCAGGCGACUUUCAAUGUGUCAGCAAUAAAGUUUGCAUCACUCAAGAAUUUCUUUGUGACGGUUGGGAUCAUUGUGCUGAUGGUUCUGAUGAGAACAAUGAAUAUUGCACGUCAAUUGCUACAAGGCCUACAAAUGCCGGUUCAGAUAAGAAAGUCUUCGUGGUGAUUCUCAUUGUGUUGGUGUUGAUAAUCUUCUUCAUUGUUUAUGUUCUUCAAAUAUGUCGAACGAAAUUUGCUGACACAAUUCGAGAGCCAAAAGAAGAUCAAGCGUCAGCGCCAUUGUCGCCUGGUGGAUUAAACAGCUUGCGAGUGAACAAAAUAACUUCAGUUGCUGAUGCUGUUCGAUUAACGACACUUAGUAGAAAUAGUAUGAAUAGUUACGAUAGAAAUAACAUCACUGGGGCGAGCAGUUCAACGACCACAAACGGGAGUAGCUUGAUUGGAUAUCCUUCAAAUCUACCGCCAUCACCAGCCACCACAUCAACAUUGCACAACAGUUAUCCAUACAAACAUUACAAAGUUAUCAACCAAGCACCACCGACUACACCUUGCUCCACAGAUGUCUGCGAGUCGGACUCAAACUACACACCCAUCAGUGUUAAAAGCUCAAAGAAAUCCGCUGACAGUUACAUGGGAAACAUUUAUAUGGGGAGCAUUAGCAAUGGAAGUAACAACAAUAACAAAUCGUUUUAAUCAUUGUGAUAUUCAAAAUCUACUUAUAUUCAGAUGUGGAUGUGUAAAGUAGAUAAUUAAUCAGCAAUCAAUCAAAAUCAUUUGUGAAUAACAUUUUCAAUUAAUCGUGUGCCAAUUAUUGUUUUUAAUAGAAUUUUACAAAGAGAAACAGAAAUCAGCGAGCUUAGAGAUGAUAUGAAAGUUUUGUACAUCAUAAACGAGAGAUUCUUAGUUAUCUACUUAUUAAAGUUUAAAUUUUGCCAAAAUGCCAAAUGAGUUAGACAAUUAGUGACUGUAGAUUAAACUAAAACAUUAAUUAAUUCAUUAUAUUGAUGUUAAGAAACAAAAUACUUUUAAGCAGUUAAAUUGUGCCUCAAAAAUUGUUUUAAAUUAAGACAAAACGGAAUCAAAAGUAAAAUGAAGAUUCAUUUCAGUUAUUUACAAAAGAAACAUACGAAAAUAUGUUGUGGACAAUCUUUGUUGUAAAUAUUUAGAGCUAAUAGUUUAUGAAAUAAAGACUGAAAUUAAUGGGAAA
This is a messenger RNA of Clunio marinus, 5629 nucleotides long. The record is from the annotation of a GenBank genome assembly. Lineage: Eukaryota; Metazoa; Arthropoda; Insecta; Diptera; Chironomidae.